This is a messenger RNA of Diaporthe amygdali, 2946 nucleotides long. RefSeq lists its product as uncharacterized. NCBI's taxonomy places the organism in Eukaryota, Fungi, Ascomycota, Sordariomycetes, Diaporthales, Diaporthaceae. Gene Ontology annotation, molecular function: ATP hydrolysis activity; ATP binding. Bases 1 to 2946 code for a protein of 981 amino acids. The transcript has 7 exons. The record is from RefSeq and is a predicted model, not a curated record.
AUGGAGCGAGAGCACGGAUCCUCCCCGGAACUUCCUCUGAGGCCACCUCAGUUCAAGGCAGUCAAUGAAAACGGCAUGUUCAUGAGUUCUACGAUCUCCAAAGAUGACACAGAGGGAGAUUUCUCCACGAAAAGCAACUUGCUUUUGCAGUUCAACAACAGGACUGGAAAAGGAAAACGACUGCGCGUCCAUUCAUUCGUACCGUUGGGUAGUGGCAGUCCUUCCGAAGAAACAGAUGAGGACCGCGGUGUUACAGACCAACAGCGUGAGAUCGCGUGGCCCAAGGAACGGGCCGACGAACAGGCUCAUUGGCGUCGCAAAGCUACGGCAAGACCAGAACUUCUUCAUGGUGUGGCUGGGCGAAACGAUUCUUCUUCGACAAAUGAUUUGGGUUUGCAAAAAAAGGGUAAACAUCGUCAAGGCUUCCAUGAAUCCGAAGGGUCUUCCGACGAUUCCGCGGCGCCGUCAGCCAGGAAGGUGAAACCGGAUUCAAAUACCAGUUCAAGCUUGAAUUUUAAAGAUGUCCUCGGAUUCACAGACGAUAACAAGAAUAGUCGUGUGUCGAAUGAAGGAAUUGGUGAAAAAGCUUCACCUAGAGCGGGUACAGUUUCCAAUCCUUCGAAGGUGGUCGAAAAUACACCAGUUGCUUCAUCGUCGUUCUCAUUGCCUUCUACAAAGACGAGCGAGUGGUCGAAGCGUGUUGCUGCGGACCAGUGCCAACAACAGCCCAAUCGAGCUUUGAGUGAGCCCCAACCAACCUUGUCGGAGUCACUGAAUGCAAUCACUGAGAGAUUUCUCAACAUCGAUGCCUUGGAUCAGAAGCAAGACAUUUCCAGGUUCAUAGCGUAUCUUCUAGAUACCAUUGAGCUUCUUGACAGCAAAGUCAAAUUCCUCGAGGCGCGAGAGUCCGUGCAAAGUUUCAGCAGUCACAACCAAUCUCUGUUGUCGGGAUGUCAGAAACCACAUCCUGUCGCCAGUGCAUUCUUACACAGAAUCCUUUGCAACAAUCAGAGCCACCAUCACAAUAAUUCACUCUCUGAGGAUGAGCCGACUUAUCGAGAUACUCACACCAGCGGCGACGCAAAGCUGAUGGGCCACAAAAUGGUUCACAACCUCGACAACUAUCUUGAUAUGCAACCAAAUAUGUCUUUCCUUGUCAUUACAGAUCAUCAUUGCACUCAUAAUGACAGGAACAAUGAUGAACAGAGCGGCCAAGGUAGCAAGCGCACUUUUGGGAAAAGGGCAGAAAGUCUUCGGGUAGUAUCACCUUUGUUGCAUAAAGCACUGACUCAAGUUGCGGAGUACCACCCGUUUCCGAUGAGCAGAGAUGGGAACCUUCCACAGGAUCUGGAGAUGAAAGCCCCCUACCUGUUUUUGUUCCAUCACCACGACAGGCUAGUUGAGCUAGCCCGGGACAAGGGUUAUGAAGCCGUGUUAUGCCCACUACUAGAGUUCUUGGCUACAAAAUAUGGCAAAGAGUACGACGAGGCUAGAGUUCUUCUCAAGGAAGGAAUCAUUACUGCUGAACACGUCUCAAAAUUGUUCAAACCCAAUCAGAUGGUUAUCGGCCGACAAAAAGCAGGUGUUCUGGAAGCGCACAUACUGAACGGACAUGUUACUAUCGCAAAAGACAAAAUCCUUUUCGAAGGUUGGUCGUGGACGUAUGAUGGGAAUGAGCUGCGAAGGCAGCCUUGGUCGCAAUAUAUUGAAAGUGUCCCGGACGAGCGGACGCGGAUCGUCGACCUCAAAAUUCACCCAGUGGAGUUUGCGCCGGAUGAAGACAUAAUGGCUCUUGAGAAAAGAGGAAGAAAGUUUUGGAACAUGAGGAACCAAACAUAUAUCUGCUACACCGGCUGGGACGCAGCCCGGGAUCAUCAAUACAUAGAAGAGAGAUUCAUGGUCGAUAUGGCGACUUAUACAUUGAUGCAUCAAGACUUUUUCGUCGGCGCUCGUCGCUUGGGUCAAGACGAAGCUUACGACGGGCUUUCGAGGCUCGACCCUUGGCCUCUCACUGUCAGCAAGAUAGAGGAGGACCUGUCACGUAAAGCAUUGAUGCUUCUUCCGAACUCGAUUUAUGGAUUCAAGCUUCGAGCAAAGAAGUGGAUCAACCUGCUCGUUGACAACUUUCACAGUAUGAAAUGGAACACGAAAGCCUUCAAACGUCUGGUCCUUGAUGAAGCUGCGAAGAAGAUGAUUUAUGCACUGAUUGAUGUGCAGAAGUCAGCUGGCAAGAUGGACGAUAUCAUUUCUGGUAAGGGCAACGGCUUGAUCAUUCUGUUGCAUGGUAGUCCAGGCACUGGAAAAACAUUGACAGCAGAGAGCGUGGCAGAGAUCGCAGAGAAGCCUCUGUACCGCGUCACAUGUGGUGAUAUCGGCACUGAUGCCAAAGAGGUCGAGAAGUAUUUGGAGACUGUUUUGCAUUUGGGCAAAAUCUGGGAUUGCGUCCUCCUUUUGGAUGAAGCAGACGUAUUCCUUGAGGAACGCACUAUGGCAGAUCUCCAAAGAAACAGCCUGGUAUCUGUAUUUCUCCGCACGCUCGAGUAUUACGAAGGCAUACUCAUACUGACCUCGAACCGCGUCGGCAUCUUUGAUGAGGCGUUCAAAUCACGGAUCCAGGUUGCCAUCCACUACGAUAACCUGACAAAGAGAUCUCGAAAGGAAAUAUGGAGCAAUCUGUUUGAAAUGAUUGAGGAGUCGGAGGACGAGGAUGCAAACAUCGCGGAGCUUGAAAGGAGACUCGACGAACUAGCAGCCCAUGAAAUGAAUGGAAGGCAGAUCCGCAACGCGCUGCUUACUGCUAGGCAGCUUGCCAAACACGAAGGGGAGAGGCUGGACUGGGAACACUUAAGACGGGUCAUGAAGAUCUCGGCGGACUUCAACAAGUAUCUUAAGACAGUCAAGGGGCACAGUGAUGAUCAGUGGGCGCGGCAGGAGAACCUGAGAUAG